GUUGAAGUGUUGUGUCCAAGUGUUGAACUCAACUUACAGUAGAGACACAGUGUGAGACACAGUGUGCUUCAGUUCAGCACUUGGACAACAAAUCAUCUGUUCAACAUUUUUAGAGUCCUUGUGGCGAAUUUUGUCGUUAUCAUUCCAACUUUUAGUAAUUGUAAGUGGUAUGUAAAUAAGUGAGUAUGGACUCGUCGUCGUCGUCCUGGGUGACUGAGGGGAAGCCAAUUAAAGGCGUCCUUCUCGACAUUUCUGGAGUUUUAAGGGAUGGAAAUUCCGCAAUUCCCGGUUCACUGGAUGCCUUCCAUAAAUUGGUCCAGUCCGGGAUUCAAGUACGCCUCGUCACCAACGAGUCGCAGGUCACGAGGAAAGACAGUCUUGAUAAGUUGACCCGGCUUGGAUUCCAGGGGCUUCAAUUCGACAAAAUUUUCGCCCCGGCGCCACUUUUAGCGGAAGAAUUAGUACGACAGGGUCACCGUCCUCAUCUCCUGGUUCAUCCCAGGGUCAAACCAGAAUUUGCCAUCAUUCCCGAUCUGGACUCUAAUGAGGCGGCGACAUGUGUCGUAAUUGGCGAUGCCUGUGAGCAUUUCACAUACGAUGGGAUGAAUACAGCCUUCCGAACAUUACUCGACACCCAGAAGAGAGGUCUCGAACCGAAACUGUUCACUUUGGGGAGGGGACGAUUCUACAGCCACGACCAGCUCCUCUGGUUGGACGUCGGCCCGUUCUGUGCCGCCCUCGAGUAUUCCUUGAACAUCAAGGCGGAAUUAUUUGGAAAGCCGUCAAAGAUCUUUUUCGACACGGCCGUCGCGUCCAUGGCGUCGGAUGGAAUUUCGCGAGACGAAAUUGUCAUGAUUGGUGACGAUAUCAUUGGCGAUGUAAAAGGUGCUAUGGACGCUGGAAUGCGAGGUGUGCUUGUCCGAACGGGAAAAUUUCGAGCAGCAGUAGACGAAAAUCACGUGUCGGUGAAGCCUAGUGGAAUCGUGGACGAUUUAAGGGCUGCUGUAGACAUGAUUUUAAGUUAAACUUCGUACAUGUUUAGCUAAAUGUUUGUUUGAUAAUUGAGGAUUUCCCAGUUCAGCUUCAUUACUAAAUUAACGAUGCAUAAAUAAGUAAAUACAUAUUUAUAUGUAAUAGAAGUUAAUUCCUGAAACAAAUAUAUUUUUCACAAAUUAUUUUGCAAAACAAUUUUUACUACGUAUUUAGUAUGCAUAAUGUACAGCUAAUUUAGCAACUGCCUCCUCAAUCUUGAAAAGUUUUAUGCACAUAAAUACAUAUUUACAUUACAUAGGUACGUAUGUAUUUAUCUAAUUUGCACAAUGUAUGUCAGCCCGUAUGCAUGCAUGUACAUAUGUACAUAACAUUAUAAACUUCAACAUUGUUUUAUGCAUUCCGAAGUAAGUUGCAAAUAUCAGAAAAAUAUUAAGAAGUCCAAUUCAGACAAUGUAAAAUGAGCGAAUGUAAUCUAUCUAGUAAUAAAUACAUAGUCUUAAAACCAAGAA
Messenger RNA from Folsomia candida, 1502 nucleotides. Its product is annotated as phospholysine phosphohistidine inorganic pyrophosphate phosphatase. The transcript has 7 exons. Gene Ontology annotation, molecular function: phosphatase activity; inorganic diphosphate phosphatase activity. Gene Ontology annotation, biological process: dephosphorylation. The record is from RefSeq and is a predicted model, not a curated record. NCBI's taxonomy places the organism in Eukaryota, Metazoa, Arthropoda, Collembola, Entomobryomorpha, Isotomidae. The coding region runs from base 186 to 1025 and encodes 279 amino acids. Gene Ontology annotation, cellular component: cytosol.